GGCGGAGCGGAGUGUGGGGCUCCAGCUCUCCCCGUGCGUGCGCCCAGCUAGCGGCGCCGGGCCGGGGCCGCCCCCGCCGGCGGCUGAGGGCGAGCCGCGCCCGCGCGCUGCGCGCCGUAGCCCUGCAGCCUUCCUCCCUCCUCCCGCGCCUGCCCUUCUCCCACCCUGCUGUGCCGUGUCCUGCCCUGCCGUGCCCGCCGGUCGCUGCCCUCCGGCCGGGGCCGCGCACGUCGCCUCGUGCGGCAGGGCAGAUCCUCCUCCAUGCGCCGCGGCUGCCUGCCGCCCUGCAGCGCCCUCCCCGCCGGGCGCGAGGGGGCAAGAGGAGGCGGUGCUGCCCGGCCGCGCCGUGAGGGGCCCGGCGGAGGAUGCCGGUGGGCGGCGGCGGGGCGGUGCGGCCCCACGGCGGGGCGCUUUCCCUUAGCCCGACCGCACUGUCCCGCAGCUUGUCUCGCUUGCGCGAGCACCGCGCCCGCUCGCGGGCCAUGCUGGCGCUGGGGGUCACGCAGAUGGUGCUCGGCUGCCUCAUCGUGGCUGUCAGCUUCGCCGCCCUGGCGCUCACCACCUCGGCCCGCGUCCGCCACUCCUGCCCCUUCUGGGCCGGCUUCUCGGUGCUGUUGUCAGGAUUGAUCGGUGUUGUUUCAUGGAAGAGGCCCCUUUCACUUGUGAUAACCUUUUUCAUGCUGCUGUCUGCAGUGUGCGUAAUGCUGAACUUGGCUGGUUCCAUUCUCUCUUGUCAGAAUGCUCAGCUGGUAAAGUCCCUGGAAGGAUGUCAGUUGAUUAAAUUUGACAGUGAUGGUGUCUGUGUUUGCUGUGAAAUGCAGCAUCAAACAUCAGGCUGCAGUAACUUGGGAGAAACGCUGAAACUGAACCCUCUGCAGGAGUGUAAUGUUGUGAGGCUGACCCUAAAGGACCUGUUGUUCAGUGUGUGCGCUCUCAAUAUCAUCUCCACCAUUGUCUGUGCUUUGGCAACAGCAAUGUGUUGCAUGCAGAUGGUUUCUUCUGAUCUUCUGCAAAUGCAGGAUGAUAUCACACAGUUUCUGCCACAGAGGCCACAUUCUACCAAUCCUGACUGCAUGACUCCACAUGGAACUAUCUUGCAUCAAACCUUGGAUUUUGAUGAGUUCAUACCACCAAUUCCACCUCCACCCUACUACCCACCAGAAUAUACCUGCACACCAGUGAUAGAGGCACAGAGAGGUCUCCAUUUGGACUUCCCUCAUUCCCCAUUCAGUGCUUUAUAUGCAGUAACCAUUAACAGCCCAGGAAUGAUGUAUCCAACUGAGCUGCCGCCACCUUAUGAGGCAGUGAUUGGAGAGACGCCUGCCAGUCGGGUCACUGGUACUGAUCAGCAAGUGUCAGAGUCAAACUUGGGUGAGAGGAACAUGACCGUGGACUUCAGCACACAAGUUUCUGUCGAGAGCACCUCUUUGAUGGUCUCUGAGACUGUUGAUAUCCCAGACCGCAGCUACUCCUCUGAAGAUCUUUGUUCGCUGGAAGUUCAAGGGUCUCUCUAUUCUGCAGAUCUUUCUCCCUGCUGUACAGCCCCCAAAGGGCCUACGCACCAGAGCUGCAGCACCCGCUGCAGGUUCCACAGAACUCACUCAGAGGGUUUUCCUGAUGAGGAUGACAGUUCCCACAGCCAAGCCUCUACUGACAGGUCUCAAGGACUGGAAAAGAACUGUGCCUAUGGCAGGUCCUUGGACUGUUCUUCAGAGAAUUUCAGCCUGUCAGAACUGCAGAGUUCUGCUCAAGGGAGCAAUGCCACGCCACCUUUGAAGCAAAAGCAGAUCUGCUGUGCAGACGUUAGCCAGCCUCCUGUCCCUUCCCAGACCUCUCCCUGUUUUGGGCCCACAAAUGCUUCAUCGUGCGCAAGUGGCAAUGAGAGUGCAGUCCAGCAGCAUCAUGUUACAAAUCACCGAAUUUCAAAUAUAGUCCGAUCAACUAGUGACCCUGUAUCAUGUUCGUCUUGCACAGAAGGUGAUAAUUGUGCCUGGACUCCUAUAUGUAGCCAGUGUCAAGAUGCAGGAUUGUCUCCAGCUACAUUACAAACAGUUCCUGUUUCUGGUUGUCAUAUGGCUGCCUCUGCUUGUGAGCAUUCUUUGAGCAGUUUCCUACCAACUGGAAAACAGAGGGAUGCAAGGAAGCUUGAUCUACACCUGAAGCCAAAGGCUUUCCACAAAGUCUCAAAAGAGCGACCAUACUCUUUAGUGGACCUUAAGACUUAUAAAGACACAAAAAUUUUAGUGGCAAAAUUUUUGGAACAUUCAAACUGUAAUCUCCCUCCAGAAGUACGUCAUGUAGUGAAUAGCAUACGAUCAGUGAUAAAAUCUGAUGAAAGACACAUGGAAGAAGCCAUCUUCAGUGCCAAUAUUAUAGACCAGGUAAUCGCAAGUUCCCAGCAGAAUGUGAAUACCUCUAGAAAUCAACUUCAAGAAGACCUUCAUCUUCAGAGCUGUGGUGCUCUGAGCUCUCCAGUUGCAUUCUCACGUAGGUCCCAUAUCACUCGCCCUUUACAGCGGGACAGGCCUCACAGUUUAAUUGGAGUUUGCCGGGAGACCAUCCUUUGAUAAUAUUCGCAGGUAUGUGGUUCCAGCAAAAAGAAUUAUGGAAGAAGCCAGGACUGGGAGAAAUACAAGUAGUGGAUGACUUAAAAAGGAAAAAGUGUCUUCCCUUGGAAUUCCACUUUUUUCAAACAGCAGGAGGAGAACACCUGUUUUUCUGAAUGUAAAUUUCGGCUCUGAUUUUUGCGAAAUUUUAACUGAUUUGGUAGUCAAAUCUCAACAAAUGUUUUCCCAACCAGAAAUGUGUUUAUUUCACUGUACUUACAGAAAUGCUACUAAUGCUGCCUAGCAUUUCUUGAAAAUCAUUGCGAAAGUGCCAGAGACGGGCUGUACAACUUAAAAGUUGUAUUUAUUUAAUGUACCUCAAAGUGUUUUAACUAUGAUCAGUGUUUUAAUAAAAAGUAUUUCUGGACUUUGCUUUCUCAACAACUGAUUUGGGUAGAAACAUAAAGGUGAUGCACCUGCACAUACAGUGCUGCUUCUAAUCCAUUUUCCCUGUGUCUUUCAUGCCAGGCUAACUGGUCUGUCCUAUUAAACACCCCCCCCCCUCCCCCUCUCCGCCCAUGUUGCCUUUUGAAAUUGCCGUGGUGGCUGCAGUGUGGUUUAUUUUGCUCUGGUUUGAUUGCUCAUGAGUUCAUUAGUGGAGUAGCAUACGCUAUUGAAAACUGAUCUUGAAGUCAGCUCUGCAAAUUGUGACCAAAAGAUGCAUUAGGGAAGAAGUCUCUGAAAUUCUGCAUUUCCAAAAAGGAUAUUUCAUAGACUUCUUACAAAUGCUGAUAGGAAGUUGGAUGAAUUUUCAUCUAGCAGAGCCUUGAACAUUAUUUCAAAAAGAACUGACUCCAGUCUCCAAUUAGCAGUUUUGACAACUGCAUUACUAAAACAUGUCCUUGUGGUUCUGCUGCCUUUAUGAUUUAUUUAACAUUGAUCUUAAAAAAUAAUCCAAAAGUAAUUAUCAUUGACGCUAAUUUGAUUACCAGCACAAACACAGGUCUGCCAAAAACGUCUUCCAGUGCAAGCUUCAUCCUGGCUCUCUCAGAGGAAAUUGGAAAGGCCUUAAACAAAAGGUUCUCUUAAAGAACCUACCACAGGUUGACGUUUCAGGGGGUUAUUUUUUUUGCAGCAGUGCUUGUCAGUAGCGUUAGUUUCCAUUUGAGGUUAAAUCAUACACUGGUUUCAUUUGUGUCACUCUGAGCUGGGCAGACAUCCUGUGAAAAGGUCACAAAGGAAUGUAGCUGAAGAUGGGUAGUUUAAGUUUUACAGAAUCAUCCAUUUUAAUGUAUUUUAAUUAUAGCAUGCUUCUGUAUU
This is a messenger RNA of Strigops habroptila (Kakapo), 3866 nucleotides long. It is a transcript of the gene ENTREP2, whose product is annotated as family with sequence similarity 189 member A1. The coding region runs from base 366 to 2567 and encodes 733 amino acids. The record is from RefSeq and is a predicted model, not a curated record. The transcript has 13 exons. NCBI's taxonomy places the organism in Eukaryota, Metazoa, Chordata, Aves, Psittaciformes, Psittacidae. Gene Ontology annotation, cellular component: membrane.